Gadus macrocephalus (Pacific cod) is the source of this 2894-nucleotide messenger RNA. Its product is annotated as galanin receptor 2a. Bases 795 to 1814 code for a protein of 339 amino acids. Gene Ontology annotation, biological process: G protein-coupled receptor signaling pathway. Lineage: Eukaryota; Metazoa; Chordata; Actinopteri; Gadiformes; Gadidae. Gene Ontology annotation, molecular function: G protein-coupled receptor activity. The transcript is spliced from 2 exons. The record is from RefSeq and is a predicted model, not a curated record. Gene Ontology annotation, cellular component: plasma membrane.
ACUACUGAAGGAAUUGAAUUGUAUACAAAUAGGCUUAAUUAAAGCCUUGAAGUCAUCAGCAAACGUAACAUUUAACUCAAUCUUAUUGAUACAAUCAGCCCUACAUCUGGAAGUGAGGGCUUUCUUCAGAAUAAAAAAAAAAAAAGGGAAAAGUAAUGUUAUCGCUUUCAAAACUUUUUUUCAUAAAGUCAUCAGCAUCAGCUCGGACCAACAGGCUUAUUUUAACCGCCCAGAAUAAAUCGAACAGGCAUGUCGGACACACAGAUACACUGACGACAUCUGGUGGACUGUAGAAUGUCCAGCAUGCUUGGGCUGAAGAAUCACGAACCGGCCAAGUUUCAAACGCGUUGUACAAAAUGAGUCCACUUGACGGCGCCAAACACAACCAAUCCAGAAUCAGAAGAUUUCAGACACACACGUGUUCGUCUACUCAUCAACCCGGUACCCACCGUGCCCUAAUCCAAUUAAGAUGACAACGUUUGUAUAACUAAUUAUCUGCUAUUGUCAGCGAAUUGAAACAGCGUCAUUACGCUUCGAUAAAACGUUAGCUUAUUCUAAUAGGUCAACGAAGGACAAACUACAAAAGUUGCUGCUUCGGAAAUGUGAAGUGGCUGCAGAAGGACGAGACGACCCAUGUUUUGCAUUGAUCGAUUGGGAUUGUAAACCGUGUGCAGGUCUUUCUUAACGUGCUGCUGCUAACACCCUGGCAUGACCAAACGGUGCUGCUCUUGAGGUCAUUCGCAUCCUAUUCUUACCCCCUGCACACUUUUUCCUCAGUGCGCUGGUUUUGGACAAUGGGUGUAAAUGAUGCAAACAUGGAUCUUUUCUCUUGUAACUCCACCACGGUCGCAUGGAAACUCGAGACCGCUUUAAUUUCUCUGGCGUUCUCGCUGAUUUUCCUGGUCGGCACGGUGGGAAACUGUCUGGUCCUUGCUGUGCUUUUUCGCACUGGGAAGAUGAACACCAAGACGACAAGUUUGUUUAUUUUUAACCUGGGGAUUGCAGACCUGUCUUUUAUUGUCUUUUGUGUGCCCUUUCAAGCCACCAUUUACACCAUGGACGAGUGGGUGUUCGGCCCGGUGUUCUGCAAAGUGGUCCACUUUCUUAUAUUUCUGACUAUGCACGCCAGCAUCUUCACCCUGGCAGCUGUGUCAUUGGACAGGUACCAGGCCAUCUGCUACCCGCUGCACUCCAGGCAGAUGAGGACGCCCAGGAACGCCCUGGCGUCCAUCUCCCUGGUGUGGCUGCUGGCGCUGCUCUUCUCCGGGCCCUACCUCAGCUACUACCGCCAGGUGGAGCUGGGCGGCGGCCGGGCCUGCCUCCCCGUGUGGGAGCCCGCGCCCCGCCUCGCCAUGGACAUGUGCACCCUGGUCUUCGGCUACCUCCUCCCCUUCGCCGUGCUGGGCGUGACCUACGCGCGCACCGUGCGCCACCUGUGGACCAGCGCCGACCCCCCCCGGACCCCCGACAUGUCGGAGUCCCGCCGGGCCAAGCGGCGGGUCACCAAGAUGCUCAUCGCGGUGGCGGCACUCUUCGGCCUCUGCUGGCUGCCCCACCACCUGCUGGUGCUGUGCAUGUGGUUCGGCCCGUUCCCGCUCAACCACACCACCUACGCGCUGCGCAUCCUCUCGCACCUGCUGGCCUACAUGAACUCCUGCCUCAACCCCGUGGUGUACGCCCUGGUCUCCAGGCACUUCCGCAAGGGCUUCGGCAAGCUGUUCUGCUGCGCGCUGAAGAAGAGGGCGGGGAACAGGCCCCACGCCGCCUCCAGGAAGGCCGUCCACACGGCCAGCAGCGCGGAGACCUCCAACUGAGGAGCUGGCCCGUGGGGAACCCUUGUUCUCCCCCCCCCCCCCCCCCCCCCCCCCCCCCCAACGCGGAGGCGUCGAAGUGCCCUAACAUGCAUGCACAUUCUAGUGUAGUUCCUGUAGUGUAGAGGAAGGUCCUUCUUGUUUACUCAUGGUCGGCGAGCUCACCAUAUGAGGAGGAUCCUUCAGAAUAAGGUGCGGUUUCCGAGUACUUUGUCCCGGGCUGACCAGAGGAGCCAGGCAAAAAUGUUUGUUCCUUUAUUCGCAGGCUCUUGAAGGAUACCCGAACAACCUGCCCCGUCCUGCUACAUGGUUGACUCUUAGUCUUUGACGCUGCUAACUGUAUUGCUCUUUGUUUAAAUUAUCCCAAACAACAUUAUAACAAAACACCUGUUCUCUACGUUAUACAAAACAGAAAGGUACACCUCGACUCCCUCUAAGUUGAUCAACAAGGUGUGAUGUAUGACCUGGGUGAGAUUGGCCCCCCAGUUGGUCUGAUGGGAUCGGUUGUUUUAUUGAUAGAUGAAAGAAGAUCAUUUAAUGCUAAUCCCCCCCCCCCCCCCCAACCUUUUCCCGAUCAACUCUGGGGAGAUAUAGACGGAGGCCUUUAAGGGAGGGGAUGAGAAUAGGGUGAAUGUUAAACCAUGUAAACAGGAAUUAAUACAUUCUGCUUCAUUCCCAAUUUGUUGCACGAGUGCAGUGCUAAAGUUGACUAUUGCUCAUAUUAUGUACUGGCUAGAUGAAGAGACUCUUACUUUCUACACCCUCCUUAUGGAAUUAGUAGAAAGAGGAGGUUUAAGCUGAAUGCAAGUGCUUGCUUUUCUUGCAAAGGAAUGUGUUGUCCCUGUGUUUUUAUUACUGUGAUCUGAGCAAGGUGUACAUGUGCAUUAUUUAACGAUACUGCUGUGUAUUGAUCCAUGCCUAGAUGGUCACAGAUUAUGUUGUUAAUUUCUGGACAGCGUUAACUUGAUGUCAAUAGAUCAGGAAUGAAAGAACCCUUUUGUUUUUUUGUAUGAUGGCAAAAUCCUGUGCUGUACACUGCCUUUUAAGGUCAUUGACCUUUUGUUGACGUUGUCCCCUUCACAU